UAUCACAGUAUGAAUGGCAGAUAGUUUUGUGAAGUGUGUUGAUAUUAUCAACUUGAUAAACAGUCUAAUUUUAUUAGUUCUGUUGCUGGAGUUGGACUUUGGCAGAAAUUGCAGCUGUGAAAAGUAAAUUUAAACAGCCCAAGAGGCUGUUUCAGAGUUUGUAUUGCUUUUUGGAAGGAAGCCAAUAUUUGGCUGAAAAAAAACAAAACAAAACACCUAUCAGAAAUAGAACAGAAACUUUAGAAGUGGUCAAAUCAACAAUUUGGUAUAUUCUUAAAAAAAAAAAAAAAGGAAUACACUGGCGAGCUCAGCAACACCAAAAGGCAUGGAAGACCAUGGACGACAACUAAAGUGGAUCAUUGUAGAAUUAUUUCCUUGAUGAAGAAAAACACCUCACAACAUCUAGCCAAGUCAGGAACACUCUGGAGGAGGUAGACAUAUCAUUGGGAAAAGCUUACCACCAGGGAUUUAUUUCUGAAGAGAGCAGACCAAUGACAGCCUUUGUUACUCCAUGAGGACUCUAUGAGUGGAUAUGCAUCCCUUUCGGCCUCAUGAAUGCCCCUGCUGCUUUCCAACGCUGUAUGGAGGAAUGUUUGGAAGGGCUAAAAGUGUUGAAACGCCUCAGAAAGUAUGGCAUCAAACUCAAACCAAGUAAGUGCAACCUCUUUAAAUCUGAAGUCCGUUAUUUGGGGAGAAUUGUCUCUGCAGAGGGAAGUAGAGUUGAUCCAGCAGACUUUGAAGCAGUUAGGGCCUUGAAAGACAUCAGACCACAGAAUGUGGGCCAGCUCAGAAAAAUGCUUGGGUUACUCACCUACUACAGGCAGUACAUUAAAGACUUUUCCAGAAAGGCCAGUUGCCUGUACGAGCUAUUGAAAGCAGAUUCAAAUGAGGUCCCUGAAAACACAAGAAAACCAAAAACAAAGAAAAUGACUCAUGUUGUGCCCUCAAACAAGCCAAUCAUGUGGACCGACCAGCACUAGCAGGCACUUGAACAGCUGAUUGAUUGUUUGCUCCAUCCACCAGUGUUAGGGUUCCCUGAUUUCACUCAGCUGUUCAUAGUACAUACUGACGCAUCACAUCAAGGCUUGGGAGCAGUAUUGUAUCAAAAACAAGAUGGCAAACUGAGAGUCAUUGCCUAUGGCUCCCGCUCGUUGACAGCAGCUGAGAAGAACUACCACUAUCAUGCAGGCAAGUUAGAAUUUCUAGCUUUAAAAUGGGAAGUCACUGACAAGUUCCGGGAUUAUUUGUACUAUGCUCCAACCUUCACUGUGUAUAGUGACAACAACCCGCUCACGUAUGUCCUGUCCACUGCAAAACUGAAUGCAACCACUUCCAGGUGGGUUGCAGAGUUGGCUGAUUUUUACUUCACGAUAAAGUACAGACCAGGGAAAGAGAACAGUGACGCAGAUGCUUUGUCAAGGAUGCCACUGGAUGCAGAGUCACUGAUGAGAGAAUGUUCUGAGGAGUUGCCACCUGACGCCAUCGCUGCCACCAUUCAAGCUGUUCAGGUUCAAGAAGCGACCCUGCCAUUUUCAGCUAUAUGUAUGUCAGUCUCCACCGGAGGUGAGAUAACCACUGCAUCAGUCAGACCUAUACCAAAAGAUAAGUUAAGAGAUGCACAAAGAUCAGACCCAUGCAUCUGUCCUGUGCUAGAUAGUAAACUGUCAGGCUCCAAACCGCUACCUAGAGAGCUAAAGACAUUCAGCCCAAAGACAAAAUGCCUGUUCAGAGAAUGGGAAAAGCUGACAGUAGACAGUGACGACAUUCUGUACAGGAAAACCAAAGCCCACAAACAGUUGGUCCUACCAGAACAGUACAAAGGAAAAGUACUGGAAGAGCUGCACAAUAACAUGGGACACCAAGGUGCUGACUGCACAGUAUCUCUAGUACGUGAACGCUUCUUCUGGCCCGAUAUGCAAUCUGACAUUGAGCACUAUGUGACAAAAGCUUGCACCUGUCUCAAGCAGAAAAAGCCAUGCCAUGAAAUGAGAGCUCCCUUGGCAAAUAUUGUGACAACACAGCCAUUUGAACUCAUAUGUAUUGAUUUCCUCCAUCUUGACUGAUGCAAAGGUGGAUACAAGUACACCCUUGUCAUUGUUGACCAUUUCACCCGUUUUGUUCAAGCAUAUGCCGCCACGUCAAAGUCAGGGAAAACUGCUGCACACCUCAUCUUCAAUGACUUUGCUGUCAAGUUUGGGUUUCCCUCAAACUGCAUUCAUCAUGACCAAGGGGAAGAGUUUGAAAAUCAGUUGUUCACUCACUUAAAGAAACUCAGUGUCAUGGCUGGGUCCAGAACAACACCAUAUCACCCGAUGGGAAUGGCAAAGUGGAGCAGAUGAACAGGACAUUGUUGCAAAUGCUUAAGACGCUGACUGAAACACAGAAAUCGAACCGGAAAGAGUCUCUGAACAAACUGGUGUAUGCCUAUAACUGUACCUGUUGUGAAGUGACAGGUUACUCACCAUUCUAUCUGCUGUUUUGGAGAUCACCUAGGCUUCCAGUUCACAUGCUGUUCAGACUGUACACAGAGUCAGGAUCCAGUCAACCAGACUAUGUGGAGAAAUGGAAAUGGGGUAUGGAGGAAGCAUACGCCAUUGCAAAUGAGAAUGCUCAGACAGCUGCUGAAAGGAGUAAAAGGUAUUAUGAUACCAAAGUGAGGAGUUCAGUGCUACAGCCUGGUGAGCGGGUCCUGAUGAAAAACCUGACACCAAGAGGAGGACCAGGUAUACUCCGUGACUACUGGGUAAAAUACAGUUCACACAGUGGUGAGACAAAUGGGAUCUGAUCUGAUGAUCUUUGAAGUGAGACCAGAAAAGGGUAAGGGACAUUCCAGGGUCCUGCAUAGAAACCUGCUCAUGUCCUGUGAUCACUUACCUUUUGAGACACAGCCUGAAGUAACUAAUAAUUACAAAAUAAACAGAAAAGAAGGCACACACAUGUGUCACAGCCAGAAGACUCAGAUGAAGUCAGUGGAGAUGAAUGUGACCUUCAUUAUGAGCCAAUUCAGGUCCACACACCACCAGCAGCAUUUACUGAAAAACAUGUUAAGCAAGAGAGACAUCCUGAACAUGAGCCUGAACACAGUAGAACAGAGAGUUGAACUAGCAGUCCCUGUUGCCAUGCCAACCCAGCCUCUCAUUGGAGAUCAGCCGGAAGAGCUCAUCACACCUGAAAACGUGUCGGAUGAGGAGAUGAAUGUACCUGCAAAGAAUCUGCCUGAUUCACCUGAUGCCUCUCCUGCAUCAAGUGCUGCUGAACCUGAGGAGCUGACCUACCAGCUACCACAGAGUGAGAGACACCCGCCAAGGCACAUCACCUACGAUCAGCUGGGUACUCCAUCCUGCUAUAGUAUCCAGCCACAGCCGCAGUUGUUGCCUUUCUACCCUGCACCAGGACUGGUCCCAUGGUUGCCACCCUUGCAGCCAUACUACCUUACCAUACAACCUUCAGCCACCCUGUAUGUAUGGACUCCAGCAAACACUGCACAGAUCAUUGAUACCGAUGGACUGUUGAUCAAGAGUAUGUGCAAAGACUCUUUAUGGACUGUUUAUACAAUAGCCAGUCAACAGAUAUGGACUGUGAAUAUGGACUGUUGACAUAUUUGAACUGUGACCUUUGACCUAAUUACCACCUUAUAGAAGAGGAUUUCCAGUGUCAAGUUCUUGAGAGACUGUUUAAAGGAAAAUUGUUUGAUUUAUUUAACGUAGAGACAACAUUUACUUUGUAGGGGAGAGUGUAACAAGUUAAAUAGUCAAAUGUUUAAAAAAGAGAGUUAAAAGAGUAUUUAUUUUUCGCUGUUGUUCCAUUUUAAUGUGUUAAUACAUUGAUGAUUUAAGUAAGUAUAACGCUGAUCAGUCAUCUAUUAGGAUGGUCUGAAUCCUGCACUCUGGGAUCGAUUGCUUUAGUCUCCGCCCACAUACCUGGAGGAAAAGCGAUAAUUUUCUAUUCGAGUAAAGCUCUCGUGGAAGUAACACCGACCGUCAUGCUUGUGACUUAUUUCUCCUCUAUAUAGGUAUGUUGUGCAGGUUUAACUCGACUGUUUUAUCUGUGUUGACUUGCUGACAUAUUGAGACGUACUUAUAUUUUGUUUCUGAUAGUUUUUGAGUAGAUAUAAGUAAGUUUUUUCGUGUCUGUGUACGCGCACACGUGCAGGUCCUCGCCUUGUACUGAAAACCAGAACAGCGCUAGCUUGUGUUUAGCCGUAAUUUGAACAUGUGGACAUGAAAGGCGUAUUUUUAUGUGUACUUUUAUUUAAAUAAUGUUUAAUGCACUUUAGGUUUACUGUUUUGAACAACUUUUUGUUUGUGUAUAUUGUUGUAUUUUUGACUAUUGAUUCGAGUAAAGCUUUUGUGGAAGUAACACCGACCGUCAUGCUUGUGACUUAUUUCUCCUCUAUAUAGAUAGGGGGACAACAAUCACACUUGACGAAUUGCGUGAAGCCGUGUGAAUAAAUAUGCAUUCUUAAAGGCCACAUCUGUACUAUGAUUACAAGAUUGACUCACCUGUUUCAAAUCACCUUCUUAUUUUAACUUGUCACAUGUCUAUUAGUCCUAAAUUGCCCCUGUCCCAACGUCUUGGAAUGUGUUGCAUGCAUCAAUUUCAAAAUAAAUGUUUACCUUCAAAAACUAUGCAGUUGAUUAGGUAAAAAAAUCAAAUACCUUGUCUUUAUACAUUUUUUGUUUAAAUCAAAGUCAAAGUACAUUUACAAAUCACUCCUCUUUGUUUUUAUUAUCAUUUUCCAUACUGUCCCAACUUUUUUGGAAUUGGGGUUAUAGU
Molecule: messenger RNA, 4776 nt
Organism: Ictalurus furcatus (blue catfish)
Lineage: Eukaryota; Metazoa; Chordata; Actinopteri; Siluriformes; Ictaluridae
Exons: 3
Coding region: 2775-3596 (273 amino acids)
Source: RefSeq, a predicted model, not a curated record